Molecule: messenger RNA, 670 nt
Organism: Rubroshorea leprosula
Lineage: Eukaryota; Viridiplantae; Streptophyta; Magnoliopsida; Malvales; Dipterocarpaceae
Source: the annotation of a GenBank genome assembly
AAUAAGUAACUAGCCCCUAAACUAAAAAAAUGAGCAAAUAGGCCCUCAAUCCAAAAAAAUCAGAACAAAUUAGCCCCUCUGCUAAUGGAGAUUCGUUAUGCCGUCUGUUGACUGGUUUGCGUGGCAUCGCCUUUACACGUUGCAUCUGGCCAAACCUCCAUACCCAAAUCAAAGUUUUUGCAAGAAAUUUAGAAUCAUGGUAGAGAAGAGAAAAAAAAUGCAUCACUACUUUGUACUAAUUUCAAGUUUUCUAAAAUCUGAAAUCUCCAAACAAGAAUUUAAAAAAAAAACAAAGAAACAGAUUUGGGAACCCCUUCUUCUCCUCGUUCUUCUUCUUCUGCUUCCUUUCUCUCUCUUUUUCCUCAUCCUUCUCCUUCCUAGCACCAGUCAUUGUGACAGCAUUGUGGCUAUAUCAGGACCUAUGGUUCACCAUUCGGCGAGCUUUGGUGUCGACAGAGUACUCUAGCUUCAUGGUCGUUGCCCCCAUGAGCAUUUCGAUGUUGAACUCUUAAAUUCAGAUCUAGAUUUUUCCAGAUUUUUUUUUUUUCAAAGUUCUGUUUUGAGCUACAGUGAAUAUGAAGAAGACCAGAUGAUGCGGUGAAGAAGAGGCGGACAAAUGAAGAAGGAAAAACAAAUGGAAAAGAAAUUUGAAGAAAAAGAUGAACUUUGG